CUGAGUGACACAGGGUGGGAUUUUGGAUACACCGCGCGUCUGGAUGUAACGACAAGGACGUUUACAAUAAUCCCGUAUAGGUGUAUUCGUAAAUAAAAAUAAGCUUCAAAUAUAAUAUCCGAUAUUUGCAUAUAGAAAUGGCAAGUGUAAGACUGGCGGUUGGCGCUCCGAAUACAGAAGAGAGGGCGGUUUUCACGCAGCUUAAACCCGUGCGGAUGUGUAGCGCGGAUGGGCCGGAGGACUCGUCUGUGUUUGAGGACGUCAAACCCGCGGUGAGACUAGUAACAAACGCUGUCGAAAUGGUUCAGACACGGAUGGAGAUGGAUAAAUAUUUGCCCCAAAUCACCCCACUGGUUUCCCCAAACAUUACGGAUAAGAAGUUCCGUCGGGAAAGCGCCUCGGUGGUGGAUGAGUAUUUUGCAGAUGAGAAGCCAGCCCCUUACAGUCUCAACAUCAACGUUAUCCUGCCCAAUACCACACACCUUCGCACGGGCCUUUAUCGUCCAAACAAACCUCAGGUGCAUCAGAUCAAAACUGAGCCAGGGGUGGACUUACCCUGUAGCAUUCAGACACUCCCCGAAUUCACCUCCGUCUUCAGCGUGCCCCAGACGGUCAACAGCCUCUUUAUCAAACCUGACAUAAACGUCACAGACGAGCUCCACAUCGGCCCUCAGCAGCCGGCGGUCUACCAGAUGCCCAUCAGCAGUAGCGACCUUACCACAAUGACCUUCUCCCAGAGUCAAUCGAUGAACGGAAUCGGUGCAUCUGGCAGGACCAUGCUCAACCUGAACACAGUGGCCUUGACGACGCAAUCUGGCGAAUUUGUCAUGCCCGAGCCGUACUACACUUCACCCCAGCCGCACAGUUUGCCUCCGUCGCCCCCCAACUCCCAGCCCAGCAGUCCCGAGAACCAGGCAGAGCUCAUUACCUCUGUUCCCCCUCCCCCGCCGUACCAGGCUAGAAUUGGAAUGAAGGUUGGACAGAUGACCCCUCACUCCAUGCUAAUGGCCCACGGUCAGGGCGUCCUCACGGGACCCAGAUACAACCGACGGAACAACCCUGAGCUGGAGAAGAGAAGGAUUCAUCAUUGUAUCUUCCCAGGAUGCACCAAAGUUUACACAAAGAGCUCUCACUUGAAAGCACACCAAAGGACUCACACUGGUGAGAAGCCAUACCAGUGCAGUUGGGAAGGAUGUGACUGGCGUUUUGCCCGCUCGGACGAACUGACGCGGCAUUACCGCAAACACACCGGCGCAAAACCAUUCAAAUGUGUCGCCUGCAGUCGCUGCUUCUCUCGUUCAGACCACCUGGCACUGCACAUGAAGCGCCAUCAAAACUAACAAACUUCACAUCCUUACUUUUUCAACUUUUAUAACAGUUGUUCUAAAUAUUUCACAGUCAGUUAUGUACGAAGAUCAAACCAACGAAAGCUCUGCCGUACCAGCACUCCAAACGUUUAUACUGUCAUGAAGAGGACUGGACAUCACAACAAAGAGCUCCAGCAGAAUGUAUACUACUGUACAUAUGUUUUGUAUGUGUGUAUGUCUGUAGAUUAAUGUGAAAAGUUUUAUACUUGACCUCCAUCCACUUUGUCUGACUAAAUUUGAAAAUGUUCCUUUGGGACCGUCUUCCUAAUAACUUGAAAUGUAAUGUUUGAUUUAUUAAUUCCAAGGUAAUAGUUAAUUGUUAAUUUUGGAUGACAAUAACACAAUAUUUACAUGGGAUUUCCCCCUCACUGCUGUUUGAAAAAGCUGUUUGCUUUUGGGUAAGAUGCUAUGAUAAAAAAAAAAAAAAGUAGUAAAUCUAAUGUUUGCUGUUCUCACAGUUGUGCAUCCAUGGGUACAGAUCUUUAUGAGACUGUUUU
Molecule: messenger RNA, 1864 nt
Organism: Sinocyclocheilus rhinocerous
Lineage: Eukaryota; Metazoa; Chordata; Actinopteri; Cypriniformes; Cyprinidae
Product: Krueppel-like factor 5
Exons: 4
Coding region: 138-1340 (400 amino acids)
Biological process (GO): regulation of transcription by RNA polymerase II
Molecular function (GO): RNA polymerase II cis-regulatory region sequence-specific DNA binding; DNA-binding transcription factor activity, RNA polymerase II-specific
Source: RefSeq, a predicted model, not a curated record